CUAACACCCAACUUCGCUGUCUCUUAUUAACCGAUUCUUGAUACAUAUCUGCAUUUCCAUAUACAGCUCGCCAUGUCCAGCAGCAGAAUAACGAACCAACAGACCUACCGCGCAAGAUAACGCGUCAAACUUACCCCUCGACGCGACGCGACUUCAAGAGAGUAAUCUUCAGAAUCUAUCAUACUACCCUGCACAUCGAGCAUUCACAACGUCGUCAGGGAUAGACAAUGGCGACCGAGGACGCUUCAUACCAAGAACCAUAUCCCCUCUACAACACGACAUUCACAUUGCACCGUCUCGCGCCCUUGUAUAUCGGCCACAGCGGACCUCUGACCAACGCCUCUCUGCUCGCGCACGCGCGACGCUUUCGCGAUCUGCUCGCCGGGGAUGUGCUGCGCGGAGUGCGAGUCGGGCUCGGAUCAGACGAGGACGUGUUGGCGCGCGUGGGCGCUUUACAGACCGUGACUUGGCGGGUAUUAGUUGACGAGGAGUUCUGGGACGGCGAUGUCGGGGACGAGACGCAGAUGGAGGUUGUUGGUCAGGGGAGGGGAAUACAUGUGGUGGUUUCGUAUGAGAAGGCGAGAUACGCGGCUUUCUUGCUGCGGGGGAGAGAGGAGCGGGAUAUAGAGGAGGGGUUCCAGCGCUUUCCGCUGCUGUUGACGCGCAUGCCGGGCGCGCUGAGAGAUACGUUUACGGGGUUCUUGGCUAGUACGUUUGAUACGCGUGUCUCGGCGCUGGCUCUCGGGCGAGGAUACCUGACUUCAGCUCUCGAGUCAUAUAUUACGAAUUGCUUGGUAGGGGAAGAUGGGGAGGCUGUGGAGCUGGCGGAGAGUAGUCAGGCGUUACGGAAGAUCCUGAAGGAUGUGCAGGUCGUUAUCGGCUUCGACUUGCCGUCUGUGAAUCAGUCGCUCAAGACUAUUGAUAUUCUGAUCGCGAGAGAGGACCUGCCGCGUCUUGUGCAGAGUGGGAAGAGGAUUGCAAGGAACGGAGGUGAGGAGAACCCUCAGCCGUUCACGGAUGCGUUGACGAGCUAUGUCCAUACGCAUCUGGCUUUGGAUAUGCGCCAUGAGAGCGUCAAGAUCUUGAAGAUUGCGUGUGGUUCUUUUGUGCUUGGUGCGGAAGGCAAGGCGAAGCUGACAGAGCCGAGCAUCUCUGAUGGAGGUGAUGUCCAGAGGCGCGCGACGGGAAUGUUGGUAGAGAAGCUGAUUGAGUUGGCCAAGGGGGGUAAAAUGUCGACGGGUAUUGAUGGCUGAUGAAUAUGAACUUGGGGUCCUGGAACCAUAUCAUCCAGUGCCAUGCUGAAGCAAGCAAAUGCGUCGCUCCUUCACCAUGCCGAAGGUCGAGACGAACGUCACGGGAAAUGGGCUUUAAAGGAUUGCAGCAGAUUAGAUACUGCGAUCUAUAUUGCCUCUUCUGACGG
Molecule: messenger RNA, 1420 nt
Organism: Amorphotheca resinae ATCC 22711
Lineage: Eukaryota; Fungi; Ascomycota; Leotiomycetes; Helotiales; Amorphothecaceae
Exons: 1
Coding region: 228-1253 (341 amino acids)
Source: RefSeq, a predicted model, not a curated record